AUGGAGACCAUCACCAACCUCGCAAGCAAUGCUGCUGGCGCUGCCUCCAAGCUCAUCUACGGCGACCAGACCAAGACCGACGAGGCAGUCGACCAGACCAAGAACAACGAGACUGCCGGCAAGGAGCCUAUCUCCGGUGAGCAGGGUCAGGGCACUGUCACUCAGCCCUACGACCAGGGCAAUCUUGCGACCCCUCUAGCGACGGCUGAUAAGGGAACUUUCCUCGACUACUCGAACAACGAGACUGCGGGCAAAGAGCCAGUUUCUGGAGAGCUCGGUAAGGGGACUGUAACAGAGCCCUUUGACCAAGGCAACGAUGCCAAGGCGACCGAGAAGACCUCUGGCACAGAUGAGUUCCUGAAGCUCGACCCUACCACCAAGGGACCGACCGAGACCAUGACCGAAACAUCGACCGACCCCAAGAUCUACUCGGAUAGCAAGGACCCGUCCUACGUUGGCAUGCCCAUCGUCCCCCUCAACCCCGACGCUGCGACGUCAAACACUGGCGCUACCUCUUCUACAACCCAGGCCACUGGCAUCACGGACAAGGCUGGAGUAACGGAUAAGCUUUGGAAGGACACCCCACUUGACGACAUCAGCCGUUCAGGUGCGCCAGGUGCUGGUCCUACUGGUCCCAGCGAUGUUACUCCUGCGGCUCCUGGUUCCACGGCAACCACAACUACCAGCCCUGAUCCCGCCAUCAAGACCACUGCUCCCGACUCUGUAACCGGUGCUUCAAGCACAUACGCGGGUGGCGCUGGUACCGACACUAAGACUGAUGCCGAGAAGGCCUCUGCGAACCGCGACACUCCAGAGUGGACAUCAACAGGCGUUCCUUCUGACAGCAGCAACUUCGAAGCCGCUGCUGCCAAACAGAAUGCUGCCUCUGGUUUGUGGACACGGGAACCCGGACAAAGUCGGGGUAGUACUGACGGUGCCGCAGGUUUGACUGGAGAGCACUCAGGUCGCAAGUCCGAGUCUGCCGAUUUGACUACAUCCCCAAGCGGCGAGGAGAAGGGUGGAAAGAUGUCGCACUUGAAGGAGAAGAUGAAGAACAAGCUUCACAUCGGCUCUAAGGACAAAUAG
Alternaria ventricosa is the source of this 1086-nucleotide messenger RNA. RefSeq lists its product as uncharacterized. The record is from RefSeq and is a predicted model, not a curated record. Lineage: Eukaryota; Fungi; Ascomycota; Dothideomycetes; Pleosporales; Pleosporaceae. The transcript is spliced from 3 exons. The coding region runs from base 1 to 1086 and encodes 361 amino acids.